ACACUUAGGAACAUAACUAAUCUCAAAUCACCAAUCACCGAACUGAAAUUACUAUUUGACCAAUCACAACAAGCUAAGCGACAAAACUUCCUGAUUCACAAAACGCAUGUUGGUGUUCAUGCUGCUGAGGUCAACGCGAGUACAAUUAUUCUGUUACAGAACAAGUUGGCUAUCAUGGCAAAGAGUAAAUCAUGUGAAUCAGAUCCCAAAAGAAGUGGGUGCAAAAGGAUGAAGUUGAAUUCAAAUGAGAGAGAUGUCUGCAUUGACGAAAGCAAAGUGAAAAAGAAAAGGAAAAAUACUGACAUUGAGGAGGCUCCUAUACCAGUCCCCACAUUGUCAAAGAACACUUCAGAGGACGUGGUGACAAAUUCAAGGAAACACAAACAACAAGCAGAUGAUGCACAGAAGGAAAAGAAGCGGAAGAAGAAAAACAAAACUACUGGGAGUCCCAAGCCAAUCAUAGUCCCAGCUGCAGCAGAAGAUGAGGAGGAAGAUAAAGUGAUGGAGGGAGAGGAGGACUUGAGUCCAGAGGAGAGACGAGUCCUCGAGAGGAAAAUGAAGAAGAUUCUGAAAAAGGAGCAAAAGGAUCAACUUAAAGCUGAAGGGAAGACAGAAGACAAAAAUGAGGCCUCCAAACCCAUUGCUCCCCAACAGGCGCUAGACUACCUUACCUGUUGGGCUGAGAACCGUAAGGAGUGGAAGUUCCAGAAGACCAGGCAGACGUGGUUACUACAGCACAUGUUUGACUCAGAGAAGAUCCCAGAUGAGAACUUCUCUGUGCUUCUGUCUUACCUGGACGGGCUGCGUGGGGGGGCCAGGGACACCACCGUGCAGAAGGCUGAGACAUUGGUGCGGGAGGGGGAACAGGACACAGAUGCCCAGCAGAGGAUACAAAGAGCCAGGGAAAUCAUCCAGCUGCUUUCCUGACCAACCACUACCAUUAUUCUAGAUGAUCAAUCAAAUACCACCACAGCACCACCACCACACUCAAAGGGAAUAGUCAGUUCACUAGAUUCUUAUCGGCUGGUUCCUCAAUUAAUGCAGUGUGGUAUAUUCACUGUGUAUACAAAAUUAAAUGGCAACCAGCCAUGGUUGCUGGAAUGUUGAUACCAAUGAAUUCCAUAUUAUGUUCACACUUCUGUUAAGUAUUGUGAUGCUGUAUGUUUUGUUAUGACAUGAUGUAAUAUAAAUAUAUCCAUAGUUUCAUGUAAUCAAACUUGUCAUUUGCCAGUAGAUGAGCCAUUUAAAGCUGCAAUAUGUAACUUUUUGGGCAACGCUACCAAAUUUACAUAGAAAUGUGAGUUAUAGAUCUGUCAUUCGUCUAAGAAGCAGUAGAUCUGUUAUGUGCUUGUGCUUAAGUUUUGGUUUUUGGUUUUGUACAACAGCUGAAAAUACAAUAUUUUUGGUUAUUUCACAGCGGUUUAGAUUGUACAAUGAUUCUCUACACUAUACUUGCUUGUUUGGUCACAUAAACUGAAAUUAGGCUAAUUUCAGUAACCAGGAACUUAUGCAUAGUGACUCUAACCAUUCACAGUACUCCAGUCUAAAGCCGAUUGUUAAUCUUGCUGGGGAUGAUGAGCCUGUUUGUGCUGCAUCUGUAUCCUCUAUGUUUGUUUGACCUGUCAGUGAUGGAGCUGAUGUUGCCUUUUUAACAGUUUGCCUGGCUAUAUACAGAAUAUAUGUUGUCUUGCACACUAGACUGCUAUCAAGCCACUGUUUAACUGUUGCAGUACAACCAAUACAACUUUUGGGACUACUUCAAGACUACUUCUUGAGUAUGCAGUUUGCCCCUGCCUGUGUUUUGGCCAAUGGCUAAUAAAUUCAGUUGUGACUGCGAUCAAUGCCGAGAGGAGACAAGGGCCCGGUCCAGCAUCAAUUGUACCAGUAUAAUAAGAAGCAUAACAGUUCCACCUUUCCCUUUUAGAAGGUGGGUAGCAUAAACGUUACCAUAGAUUUGCAUCCAUUUUGCAUACCCCACCCUACCAUAGGACAUCCAUGUCUACAUCACUGGAAAAUAUAAAUGGUUGAGUUUGAUAUCACUUAAAAGCUUACAAACAGGGUUGUCAAACUAUUUCCUAAAAAGUUGUUUAAUGAUAUAAAAGCGUAAACUCAAA
Oncorhynchus mykiss (rainbow trout) is the source of this 2114-nucleotide messenger RNA. It is a transcript of the gene chlsn, whose product is annotated as cholesin. The record is from RefSeq and is a predicted model, not a curated record. NCBI's taxonomy places the organism in Eukaryota, Metazoa, Chordata, Actinopteri, Salmoniformes, Salmonidae.